Copidosoma floridanum is the source of this 395-nucleotide messenger RNA. RefSeq names its product cytochrome b5 domain-containing protein 1. Lineage: Eukaryota; Metazoa; Arthropoda; Insecta; Hymenoptera; Encyrtidae. The record is from RefSeq and is a predicted model, not a curated record.
AGCUCGAGUUAACGGGAAAGUGUUGGCUGGAACUCGAGUACGUCUUCAACGGUGGCGACGGCGGCGACGGAGUCACGUAUCAGCGGGGCUGGCUGACAAAAAAGUCGAGACCUUGUGGCAUCACGAACGUACUAACCGGGCACCGAGCAAUUAUAUCGGUCUGCGAGGAAGAUAGCAUCUCUCGGAUUCAGGAGCGCGCUUUGGUUUUCAACGGGCACGGCGCCUCCUACACGUUCAAGUUCGAGGGAAAACUCUUGAACCCGCGGCUUUCGCUCGCGGAAAAUGGCAUUCCCGACGAACGAGAUCGCUAUCUUGGCUGCGGCCUUCCCGACGACCACACCACCUACGUGCCGAAUCUCCUCUGUUACUUCAACGACGAUCUGACGGAACUGUGA